AAUAUUAUGCGCCACCGUCUGACCUAAUUCCUGGGCCAAGUAGAGUUUUUUCUACCGUCUCCUUCCCGUGGUUCAACUAUUCAAACUUCAACGGUCAACGUUCAAAUCAACUGCAGGCUCUUCUCGUUCAACAAUUAAACCAAAAUUAUAUAAACGCCAAUCGAUCUCCGCGAUUUCUUCCAACUCCAACUUAAAUCUGAAGAACUCAUUCCGAUCCUAGCUACUUCUUGAUUCUUCAAGAGAUUUGGGGUUCAUGGCCAUGGCAUGGAAGAGGAGAGCCAAGUCCAAGGCCAAGCCGGCCACGGAAAUACCGGAGAUCGCCGUCCCGCCGCACUUCCGGUGCCCGAUAUCGCUAGAGCUGAUGAAAGACCCGGUGACGGCGUGCACCGGCAUCACCUACGACCGACAGUCGAUCGAGGGGUGGCUCCAGCGGGGGCAUAUCACGUGCCCGGUCACCCAUCAGCAGCUGCGCUCCGACGAGCUCCUCCCUAACCUCGUGCUCACCCGGAUGAUACAAUCCUGGUGUGGCGCCCACCGCGACGCCGGCGUCGAGCGCAUCCCCACGCCCAAGAUCCCUCUCUCCGCGCCGCAGGCGGAGGAGCUCCUCUCUGAGCUCGCCGCCUUCGCCCGGCGGCGCGACGCCGGGAGGUGCGAGCAGCUGGCGGCGAGGGUGAGGGCCCUCGCGCGGGAGAGCGAGCGCAACCGGCGGUGCCUGGCGUCUAACGGCGCGGGAAGGGUUUUGGCGGCAGCCUUUUCGGCGUUCGCCGCCAACUAUGCUGAACUUCCGGAACUUCUGGAGGGAGUGCUGGCCGCAAUGGCGGCGGCGGGCAUGGCGACGGACGACGAGGCCGCUUCAUUUCUCGCCGCGCCGGAGCCCUUGAACCUCCUCGCGGAGAUGCUGAGGCACGGCAGCCUGGCCGCACGGCUCAACGCGGCGAUGGCGGUGAAGUCUCUUCUGGCGACGACGUCGAGCAAGCCAAUUUCCGAACUGGUGUCGGCGACUGAGGGGAUGGUGGAGGCGCUGGCGAAACUCGUCAAGGAGCCGAUCUCCCAGCAGGCGAUGAAGGCCUCGCUCGCGGCGAUCUACUACAUGGUGAGCGAGGACGAGGGGGCGGCGGAGUCGGUGGUGGAGCAGGGCGUGGUUCCGGCUCUGGUGGAGGUGCUAACGGAGCCGGAGAGGGGGAUGUGCGAGAAGGCGCUGGCGGUGCUGGAGGGGGUGCUCAGCUGCGAGCGCGGCAGAGCUGCCGCAUGCUCGCACGCCCUGGCGGUGCCGGCGCUGGCGAAGAGGAUGUUCCGGGUGUCAGAGGCGGCGACGGAGCUGGCGGUGUCGGCGCUGUGGAAGCUAUGCGGGGACUGCGGGAAGUGCUCGCGGGAGGCUGUCCAGGUGGGGGCGUUUCCGAAACUGCUGCUGCUACUGCAAAUCGGGUGCGGCGAGGAGACGAAGGAGAGAGCGACGCAGCUGAUUAAAUUUUUGAACGAGAAUUGUUCGGGGAAGAACAUCGAGUGCGCCGACACCAUGGAUUUCAAGGGACUCAACAAAUUAUAAUCUAAUCGAUCGAUCAUGUUCAUCAAAUCAAAUCAAAUCCAACUAUCAAAUCCACUCUGAUAUUUUGUUUUGUGUCAAUAGUUCACUCGCUCCAAGCUCCCAAAAGGGAGGAGGAGAGAAGAUCGCUGUUCUGUGCGCUAGUGCAAUUAGGGCCGAGUAAAAU
Molecule: messenger RNA, 1709 nt
Organism: Zingiber officinale
Lineage: Eukaryota; Viridiplantae; Streptophyta; Magnoliopsida; Zingiberales; Zingiberaceae
Product: U-box domain-containing protein 21-like
Exons: 1
Coding region: 254-1546 (430 amino acids)
Biological process (GO): protein ubiquitination
Molecular function (GO): ubiquitin protein ligase activity
Source: RefSeq, a predicted model, not a curated record